UCGGAGCGAAGGUUUUUCGUUCGCGAUACAUACUUAUCAAAGUAAAUUAGUUGCGAAUGGUAACCAAGUUUAAAGAAAAGUUAGUUGAUCGUCGAGAAACAUUAGUAGUUUGUUAAGGUGAUCGUAUCCUUAUCAUCGUCGCUGUAUCUGCUAUUCUUGAGAUGGAGAACUUGGAGGUCAUAGACGUGGACACGAUGCUCUGGCACGCCGGAGACUUCGGGCGCUUCCAAUUCAUUUUGAUAAUGCUCUUUAGUGUGAUAAACGCUUUCUCUGCAUUCCACUACUUCGGACAGACAUUUAUUAGUUUGGAGCCGGAACACAGGUGCAUAGUGGAGAACAACGAGGGGAUUGCAACGAGCUGCGGCGUAUCCUUCGCCAACGGUACCGUGGAGCCUUGCUCGCAAUGGGAGUAUAACUCCAGUUAUGGAUACAUCAGCCUGGUCCAAGAGCUGGAUUGGGUUUGCGGUGAUUACUGGAAAUCCUCGGUAGGUCAAUCGGUGUUCUUUGGAGGCUCGCUGAUCGGAAGCUUAUUGCUUGGUAUACUUGCUGAUCGUAUUGGACGCGUUCACGUCCUGGUUAUUGCUAACUUGCUUGCAUUCCUGGGAAACUUCUGCACGAUCUUCGUGGAGGAAGCUGUCUCAUACUCGAUCAUCAGAUUCAUCGCUGGAUGCGCUUCUGAUACAAACUUCGUGAUGAUGUACAUGAUUGUAAUGGAGUACCUCAGACCCAGCAUGCGCACGAUGGGUCUAAAUUUGACGAUCGGGAUAUUCUAUUGCAUUUCUUCCAUAUUGGUACCUUGGAUUGCUGUACUCUGUGGCAAUUGGCGAAACUUCCUCUUGGUCAUCUCGAUGCCUCACCUCGUUGUCGGCUUCUUCUACUUCUUGGUACCGGAGAGCGCACAAUGGUUGAUCAGCCGCGGGAAGUUUGCCGAAGCUAUGAAGUGUUUCCAAAGAAUAGCAAAAACCAACAAGAGACAGAUUCCCGACAAAGCCAUCCAAGGAUUGAAGCUGUACGCAACUGAAAACAUUAAAGAAGGCGCAAAGAAUGAAAGCUUCUUUGGACUACUAAAAACUCCCAAGCUACGAAGGAAGACAAUCAUUCUCAUAUUCAAAUCAAUGGUCCUGAAUCUCUGUUACGAUGCCAUCGCCAGGAAUGUGAACGGAUUAGGCCUCUCGCCCUUCAUAAUAUUCUCCGCAACCUCGGUGACGAUACUUCCCGGCUGCUUGGUAAUCUUGCUACUGCAAGAUAGGAUUGGAAGGAAGGCUUUAGCAUCUAGUUCGCUUUUCCUGGGGGGAAUUAUAAUCUCAAUAGCUGGUAUCAUAUUGGCUUCCUUCGAUUCUCCAAGUCUCACGCUGAUCUUAACUGUAAUAGCGCGUCUUAACGUUGUCGUUGCUUACAACUCCGGAAGUCAAUACGCGUUCGAGUUAAUCCCCACCGUUGUAAGGGCCCAGGGGGUUUCCGUGGUUCAUGUAGCCGGCUUCGCCGCGACUUUCUUCAGUCCGCAAAUCCUCUACCUUUCGACCUUUUGGAAGCCGCUACCAGAGAUUGUCCUUGGAAUCCUUCUACUGAUGUGCGCUGUAUUAUGCCUCUUCCUACCUGAGACGUUCAACAAGACGCUCCCUGUAACACUGCAAGACGGCGAGAACUUUGGCGAGAAUGAGGACAUGUUUAAGUAUUGUUGUUGCUUCAAAAAAGAUAUAACCGAAAGCACUAUCGUCUUAAACGAGGCUUAAAGGAUGCUACUAUUA
Messenger RNA from Nicrophorus vespilloides, 1748 nucleotides. Its product is annotated as organic cation transporter protein-like. The transcript is spliced from 4 exons. Gene Ontology annotation, cellular component: membrane. The record is from RefSeq and is a predicted model, not a curated record. NCBI's taxonomy places the organism in Eukaryota, Metazoa, Arthropoda, Insecta, Coleoptera, Silphidae. Gene Ontology annotation, biological process: transmembrane transport. Gene Ontology annotation, molecular function: transmembrane transporter activity. Bases 162 to 1733 code for a protein of 523 amino acids.